AUGGUAAUGAAAGAGAUUCUCAGCUACCUGUGCCUGCUUCUACUGAACCAAAUCACGAUCUACGGGGUGUCCUCUAAACACGUGCAUCUGAGGAUCCUCGUGCCGGAUGUGACCAAUCAUCACGUGCACACGAGGACCGUUCUCCUUCACUUGCGCGUGCCGGCGCCAAAGAAGCCGAAAAUUUACAAGACUCGCGACUAUCACCACGCGAACUGGAGUUCCUGGAAGUACGGACGCCAUCGUGAUUACGAGCACGAACACGAGCACGAGAACGAUCCUGACCUCGACCACGAAAACCAUCACAGCGAUCACGAACAGAAACUGAGAGAAAAUCACGAACGUCACAGGCAAAAGUAUUUGCCUGUGUAUGAUUAUUACAAGGACUCUUAUCGUCCGUCGUCGUAUAUCGACGACAACGACUUGGAGCAGAAGGAUCGUGGCAAGGAUACUUACGCAGUUCACGAAGACGUCAACGACGUGCCUCCGAAUACCGAGACUGUUGUUUAUGAUUACGAAGAGGGGUACAAGAAGGGUUUGGAGACGGAAACUGGGCACGUUCGUUCGGACCGGAUGCACAAGUUUCACGCGGAUCAGGAGGAGGAGCAGGGCGACACCGAGAACGAGGGGUUCAAAGAGGAGUUUGGAAUGAAAACGGACAGUGGGAGAUAUUUAGUGGACGACGUGGAGUAUGAGAAUACCAGGGACAAGCGCGAUCAUCGUCGGAGAUCUAGAAAGAGGAUCAAUAAAACACCGAGGAUCAUUAAUCACAGGAGACAGAAAUAA
Frieseomelitta varia is the source of this 783-nucleotide messenger RNA. Its product is annotated as stress response protein NST1-like. The transcript is spliced from 3 exons. The coding region runs from base 1 to 783 and encodes 260 amino acids. The record is from RefSeq and is a predicted model, not a curated record. NCBI's taxonomy places the organism in Eukaryota, Metazoa, Arthropoda, Insecta, Hymenoptera, Apidae.